GGGGCCUCUGAGCUGCUGAUCUUCUUCUUCUUCUUCAGCUUCUGCGCUUUGAUCCCCUCCGCCUUCUCCUCCCUCCUGCUGUUCUUGUCGUCGCCAUAGAAGAACAGCUUGUAUCAGACAGAGGGAUAAGGGAUGAGCCUAGUCACAGCUCGGUGGAAGAGCAUAGCCAAAGAAGCAGUGGAACGAGCCGCCAUUAUGGCGAGGUUCCUCUGCUUGCUGCACGUCACUGACGCCUACCUCUUCUCCUCUACCCUUGUGUAUGGCCCCAGUAUGUUCCCGACCCUUAACCUGGCCGGAGACGUCCUGAUAGUGGAGCGUGUCUCGCACCGCCGGGGGAAGGUGGGGCCCGGCGACGUAGUCCUUGUGAAGUCACCGGUCGACCCUCGGAAGACCAUCACGAAGCGCAUAAUCGGGGUUGGGGGGGAUUGGGUUACGUUCCCCGUCGGCCCCGGUAACGGUGAUCGAUCUCGAUCAGUCAUGGGAUGUCUUGGUGAAGCUAUGAUCAGAGGUCACUGUCAUCUUUUCCUCAGAGUGCCAAAAGGACAUGUUUGGAUUCAAGGAGAUAAUAUGUAUGCAUCUACUGAUUCACGCAACUUUGGACCUGUUCCAUAUGGUCUUAUUCUAGGCAAAGUUUUUUGCAGGGUAUGGCCUCCUGAAGGUUUCGGAUCGAUAAGCCACUGACCGGACAAGAGUCUAGUCUUUCACAGGAGAGAAGAUUAUUAACGACUGAGGAUAGUGAAAAAAGACCUGCUCUUUGAGGUUCAAAUGACGCAAACAAGAUGGCCCAAUUACAUGUGGAAGCAUUCAGUCUUCACUGCAGUAGAUUCUGUUGCGGUGUAGCAGGCAUUCGAUUCAUCGAGGAUUCGUAAGUGCCAAGUUACUGGCUAUGUCAACAUUUUUCUAACUGAGAAAGACGGAGAAUGUAGAGGCUAAGUCAAGAGUGCAGGUGGUGUAAGGUGACUCUAGAAUCUCUCUCUUGUUUAGAUUCUUGGAACAAGUUGUUGGCUGUAGUAGAGAUUCUGUGAAUCUUAUAGAUGCUCUCAAGGAAAUUCUCUCAACACAUUCAAGUUCUUGUCAUGAUUUCUUCCGA
Messenger RNA from Punica granatum (pomegranate), 1090 nucleotides. The record is from RefSeq and is a predicted model, not a curated record. Lineage: Eukaryota; Viridiplantae; Streptophyta; Magnoliopsida; Myrtales; Lythraceae.